Messenger RNA from Funneliformis caledonium, 1026 nucleotides. The record is from the annotation of a GenBank genome assembly. NCBI's taxonomy places the organism in Eukaryota, Fungi, Glomeromycota, Glomeromycetes, Glomerales, Glomeraceae.
AUGAAAACAAAUAUUGCGAUUUUAGUUGCAGCUGAUGAAUUAUGUCUUAACGACCUGUGUACUUUUAUUGAAGAUUAUCUUCUUGAUGACGAAUCAUUAUUAAAACAGAAUUUUGUUCUCAUUCAAGAUGUUAUAACUAAAUUUACCCAAUUUGGUAAAUUGGUCCAAUUCUAUAAUAUUUCUAUUCAACAAGAUCCCUCAUUAAUCUUUAAAGCAGAUGAUUUUGCAACAAUCAAACAAGAAAUUCUUCUUAAAAUUCUUGUGGAAAACAAUCAUUCUGAAAAAUUUAUUAUAGUUUGGGAUAAAUUAUUAGAAUGGGGUAUUGCGCAAUCCGAUGAAUUACCGUCAGAUACUUCAAAUUGGACGCAUAAUGAAGUAUUAAUAAUUGGAACAAUUAUUCAACCAUUUAUACCAUAUAUUAAUUAUAAGGAAAUUAGUCCCGCAGAUUUCGUUCAGAAAGUCAAGCCAUUCAAGAAUGUCUUCGAUAUUGAUUUCUAUGUUAUUGAUUCUAGGAUAAUUAAUUCUGACCAAGCUCCUUUACUUGGUAAUUUAAUUAAAAUGGCGAAAAAAGAUAACUAUAAUACUUCUUAUGAUUUUAAACUACUCGUCCGUGGAAGUAGAGAUGGGUUUGAAGUAAAAAAUUUUCAUAAAUUUUGUGACGAAAAAGGACCUACAAUUGUUAUUGCCAGCGUUAAGGAUACAAACGAAAUACUUGGAGGAUUUAAUCCUUUAAAUUGGACAUCAGUUACUGGUUUUAACAAAACUAAAGAUAGUUUUAUUUUUUCACUGGACCAAAACAAAAAAAGUUUCAUCUUCAGUAAAGUUGUUGAAGAGCGGUAUGCGAUUUUUAAUAAUCGUGAAACUGGUCCAGAUUUUGGACGUAGGUCAUCUGAUUUAAGAUUGCGAAUACCAAUUAAAAAAGGUCAAUGUUACAUGAAUAGCUAUGAAAAGCUAAUUAGAAAAAAUGAUGGAGGAUUCGAAAUAAAAGAAUACGAAGUAUUCCAAGUAAUAGAAAAAUCAACUUGA